Molecule: messenger RNA, 2316 nt
Organism: Jaminaea rosea
Lineage: Eukaryota; Fungi; Basidiomycota; Exobasidiomycetes; Microstromatales
Product: P-loop containing nucleoside triphosphate hydrolase protein
Exons: 7
Coding region: 1-2316 (771 amino acids)
Molecular function (GO): 5'-3' DNA helicase activity; DNA binding; RNA binding
Source: RefSeq, a predicted model, not a curated record
AUGCCGUCCAAUCACGGCGACGAUGAGAUCAGGAAGACCGUCCCGCCAACGCCCCUCGCUAUUCAGCGUUUCAUUCAGGGACAUCUCGAUCGCCUCUUCAAGGAGCGCCAAGCCGAGUUGGAAGAGUCGCGGCUCCUCCUCUCUUCUGUGUCACCAAAAGUUCUCGAGGCCAAUGGCUUAGCGCUCACCAGGCUCGGCGUGCUGAGCACCAGUGUAGGCAUAGGUGGAAAGAGGCUUGUGGAACUCCACAGGCCGACUGCGUACCAUAAUGACGCGCAUUUGCCGCCCAACGCCUUCAGAAGUGGGGACGUCGUUGCGAUCGUGGAUGAGGCGGCUGCCGCGGAAGGAGGAGGAGGAGCCAAGGACGGGGUCGUCGUGCGAGUCAUGGACACCAAAAUAGUGGUAGCAAUAUCGCAGCGAAGAAGCAAGGGGCAGGACGCAGAAGAAGAGCCACUUCCCACGCGAUGCCGGCUGAUCAAGGUCGCGAAUGAGGUGACUUGGGAAAGGAUGGAGAACAAUCUGCGACGACUUGCCAUUAAGGUCGACGUGCCUUCGGCCAUCCCCCUCCCGUCGCCUCCAGAUACGGUCCCGCAUCUGCCCGAUCUUCUACGCAUCCUCCUCUCCCUCUCACCUCCCGCACCUCUGCCGGCGCAACUGGAUGCGCCACCGCUGCCCCUUUACAAUCCAUCCCUCAAUGAGCCACAACGCCUCGCCCUUUCCCGCGCUCUCACAACGAAGCACCUGCACCUGAUACACGGGCCUCCAGGUACGGGAAAGACGACGCUACUGGUAGAGCUGGUGCUCCAGCUAGUCUUGGGCAGAGGAGAGCGGGUCUUGGUGGCGGGAAGCUCCAAUCUUGCUGUGGAUAAUCUGGGGGCGAGAUUGGUCGCGUUUGCAGCGGCGGCAGGUAGCAGUAGCAAGGCGUCGAGCAAGGGCAGCCCCAACUUGAAGUGCUGUCGCAUCGGUCACCCCGCCCGUAUCCUCUCCAGUCUCCAACCGCACACUCUCGACCACCUGGCAACAACUUCGUCCAACGGCGAGCUCCUGUCGGACGUCCGCUCCGAGCUCGCGGCAGCCUAUUCUUCCCUUUCCCCAGCUUCUUCUUCCUCCGCGACCACAUCCGGCGCGGCGGGAAACAAGUCCACCUCCCGUCGCGGCACGAGUAGCGUGAACAACAAGCGGCUCACGGGAAGCGAGAGGCGCAAGGUCUGGGAUGAGGUGAGGGAACUUCGCAAGGAAUUGAAGCAGCGUGAGCGUGGCUUGUUCACCGAUACGCUACAUGACGCCAAUGUCGUGCUCUCGACGCUGCAUGGUGCGGCUGGAGGUAAGAAAAAGAGUAGUCGCUUCGACACCAUCGUGAUCGAUGAGGCGUGUCAGGCUAUUGAGGCCAGUACGUGGGGAGCUGUGCUGGAUACAUUUGAAGAGGAAAAGGGGGCGAGGCUGAUCUUGGCCGGCGAUGAUAAGCAGCUGGGACCGGUGGUGAAGAGCGAGUCCGGCCGACCGAGCAGACUUCUGCCACCACGCUCCCUUACGCAAACCCUCUUUACCCGCCUCCUCAGGACUUACGGCUCAGGUGCAAGCAUCAAAUCCCUCCUGACCGUACAGUAUCGCAUGAACGAGGUGAUCAUGGAAUUUCCGAACAAAGAGAUGUACGGCGGUAAGCUUGAGGCACACGACAGCUGCAAGGAUAGGUGGGUUGGGGAUGGAGGGGUUGCUGGAGGUUGGACCGUGGAGAAGGGAGAGGGAAUCCACGUCGUCGAAGGCGAGGGGCUAGUUGGAGGACGCGUAGUGUUCUACGACACAGCGGGAGCUGAGAUGUACGAGUCAUCAAAUGAUGACAAUUCCGCCUCGACUCUCAAGAGUAGCUCCAAGUCCAAUCCCCACGAGGUCGAAAUCAUUCGUUCUCACCUUUCCCUCCUCUGCAAGACGCACAAGUUCCCACCCUCUUCAAUCACCCUCCUGGCGCCCUACUCGGCGCAAGUCAGCGCCCUCAGCACCGCUUUUCCCGCCUCCGACUGGCCCGGUAUGGAAAUCGGCACCAUCGACGCGCUACAAGGACGCGAGCAGGAUGUGGUUAUCAUUUCGCUCGUACGUAGCUCCGAGGAGCAACGAGGGGUCGAGGGCGAGGCAGAUCGCGUAGGCUUCUUGGCAGAAGAGCGCAGAUUGAAUGUAGCCAUGACCCGCGCGAGAAGACAGCUAGUCGUUGUGGGAGAUUCGGAGACUAUUCGCGCUGGUGGCAAGGGCGGGUACCUGGAGAGGUGGAUGGACUGGUUGGAGGAGAGGACCGUGCUUGAGCCAGUGUUGCCUGUCACGUAG